AUGGCUGAUCCAAAACCCGAGGAAAUAAGUCAUCAUCCAAUGGACCAACUUCAAGGCUUAGAGUAUUGUAUUGAUUCUAAUCCUUCUUGUGUGGAGGCAAUAGCAUUGGGAUUUCAACACUAUGUUUUGGCACUAGGGACAUAUGUGAUGAUUCCUUCCUUUCUUGUUCCUUUGAUGGGUGGAACUGAUGGUGAUAAAGUGAGGGUAGUGCAGACUCUGCUCUUUGUUGAAGGAAUAAACACACCGCUACAAAUGCUAUUUGGAACAAGAUUGCCAACAGUUAUUGGAGGUUCAUGGGCAUUCAUGGUGUCUAUAAUUUCAAUAAUUCACGAUUCAUCCUUGGAAAGAAUCCCCGGCCCUCAUGUCAGAUUUGUUAGUACGAUACGUGCAAUACAGGGUGCACUCAUAGUAGCAUCAAGUGUGCAGAUUAUUAUGUUAGGUGAUGUGUGGAGAUUGGCAUUCCAAUGCUCAUCUUAUUUGUUGCCUUCUCUCAGGAUCAAAAUCCCAUACGUUCUUGAGUGGGGUGCACCUACCUUCGAUGCUGGACAUGCAUUCGGCAUGAUAGUUGCCGUACUAGUCUCCAUGAUUGAGGUAAAACCUAAAGCAUUUUUGGAAAUUUCAGACUUACCAAAUGUCUCAAUACUUUCAACUGAAUUUUUUUUGCUGAAGUCAACUGGAGCAUAUUUCCGUCGUAGAGCUAAUCGUUCACAUACCCCUCCUCCUGCUCAUGUGCUUAGCCAUGGAAUUGGCUAG
Fraxinus pennsylvanica is the source of this 753-nucleotide messenger RNA. NCBI's taxonomy places the organism in Eukaryota, Viridiplantae, Streptophyta, Magnoliopsida, Lamiales, Oleaceae. The record is from the annotation of a GenBank genome assembly.